AUUUCUUUGAAGACACAAGAACUCUAUGCCCUAGUUUUUGCUACCCGCUACUUGGAUAUUUUUACGGACUAUAUAUCUUUUUAUAAUACCAUCAUGAAGUUAAUAUUCUUGGGGAGCUCAUUUUCAAUUGUUUGGUACAUGAGGCGCCACAAAAUUGUUCGUAGGUCCUAUGAUAAAGACCAAGAUACCUUCCGCCAUUAUUUCCUUGUACUGCCUUGCUUAAUCUUUGCACUAGUUAUCAAUGAGAAGUUCACCUUUAAGGAGGUCAUGUGGACAUUUUCUUUAUAUUUAGAAGCCGUGGCCAUACUUCCUCAGCUCAUACUGUUACAGAGAACUAGAAAUAUUGACAACUUGACAGGGCAAUAUGUGUUUCUUCUUGGUGCUUACCGUGCAUUAUACAUUCUCAACUGGAUCUAUCGCUACUUCACUGAGCCACACUAUGUCCAUUGGAUACCUUGGAUAGCUGGGCUUGUUCAAACGUUGCUUUAUGCUGACUUCUUCUAUUAUUAUUUCCAUAGCUGGAAGAACAACAAAAAGCUUCAAUUGCCAGCUUGAGUACAUCCUCCUCAUUUGUUAGGAACUAAAUUUGUCUUGUAAUGCUUAAGGAUAUGCAAAUGCUUCCAUGCAAAAUGCUUAGAGAUAUGUCAGUUUUUUAACUAAGACAUCUGUCUGGCCUAAAAAGAAGAAAGUAAUAGUGGUUAUUGGUUUUUUGGGGGCAAUAAUUUUAAGUGCAGGUCACCGGCAAACAAUGGACAUCGCCGUAUGGAGGAAUCAAAUUUAAGAUGUCUGAGCUGAUCCUGUAUCUAGGUCAAUUAUUUUACCUGAAUUUUGGUGACCAGAAAAAUAGAAAGAAGAUAAUGUAAUAGACUUCAGAGUUCAGACAAUGCGCUGCUAGUAUGGCUUAAUCACUUGCAUCAAUUUGAUUUCCUAACCUUCUGUUUCUGGGUUAGCAUCAUUGUUAGAUUGAAGUCAAGUGACUCAAGUCCUGGUUGUUAUGUAUCCAUAGUGCCAGCAUAUCAAUCAACGAAUCAAUCUACCCGUACAUACCA
This is a messenger RNA of Quercus lobata, 1049 nucleotides long. RefSeq names its product ER lumen protein-retaining receptor-like. Gene Ontology annotation, molecular function: ER lumen protein retrieval receptor activity. Gene Ontology annotation, biological process: protein retention in ER lumen. NCBI's taxonomy places the organism in Eukaryota, Viridiplantae, Streptophyta, Magnoliopsida, Fagales, Fagaceae. Gene Ontology annotation, cellular component: membrane. The record is from RefSeq and is a predicted model, not a curated record. Bases 94 to 555 code for a protein of 153 amino acids. The transcript has 5 exons.